Boeremia exigua is the source of this 974-nucleotide messenger RNA. RefSeq lists its product as uncharacterized. NCBI's taxonomy places the organism in Eukaryota, Fungi, Ascomycota, Dothideomycetes, Pleosporales, Didymellaceae. The coding region runs from base 108 to 722 and encodes 204 amino acids. The transcript is spliced from 3 exons. The record is from RefSeq and is a predicted model, not a curated record.
CAAGCUCUCAGGCGGUCGCAGAUCCCCAGCCACCCGGCCUCGCCGAACACACAGACGAACCCUUGCUAUGCUUUGCAGUCAAUUAUAGCAUUCUACCGACUACCAACAUGCGCAUACGAAAGCCCUUCGCUGGUGCCUUUGUCGCCCUGAUCCUCAUCUCGGCCGCCGCCGGCUUCUCCCCCUCCGACUACUCAAUCCCGUCGUACAAGCAGUCCGACAAAGCCCUGCACUUCGUCGCCUUCUUCUUGCUCACACUUACAUUCUACUGGAUUCUUGAGACAUCGCGGCGCAAGGUGCUGCAGUUCACGCUCCUGGUGUGCACGCUUGGACUGGGCGUUGCGAGUGAGGUUGUGCAAGGGUUGCUGCCGAUUGAACGCGAGUUCGACCCCUACGAUAUCGUCGCUAAUGUCGCCGGUUCCGCGCUUGCCAUUGCGCUGUGUAAUUGGUACCACAAGCGCAUGAUUGAGCGUAAGCGGAUGGCGCGCGGAUACAAUGCUGUGGCUGGUGACGACGAAAUGGACGUCGAGCUUGGCGAGACCGUCGGAGGGCAGGAGACGGGAGUAGUCAGGUCAGCGGUGGAGGACGAGCUAGACCGCUGGGACGAGAAUGCGGAGGACUGGGAAACUACCGAUCCAGAUCCGGUAAUUGGAAACGGCGUAAAUGCGGCGACGGUGGUUGCGGUGGCCGAAGACAUGGAAGAUGGAAAGAAGCGUAGCGAUUGAGACGCUUCCAUCGGUUGUCUGAACGAUUGUAUGAUCACGAAAUGCAUACCAAAGCGAACUUGAGAGGAUAUACGAGAAACUGCAAUCAACAUCCUUGUGCAUGUGCGAGGACUCGAUGCGAUUUGAUGUGUGUAGCUUUUCACAGCCAUCAGCCAAUCUUGGUGAUUUUGAAGCUCCAGCCCAAGCGUUGUCUCACGAGCAAGCCCCUAGACAAGUUUGUGACUCGUCUCUGAGGUAGUAGAAGAGAUGAUA